Molecule: messenger RNA, 3114 nt
Organism: Sphaeramia orbicularis (orbiculate cardinalfish)
Lineage: Eukaryota; Metazoa; Chordata; Actinopteri; Kurtiformes; Apogonidae
Gene: ift88
Product: intraflagellar transport 88 homolog
Exons: 28
Coding region: 98-2689 (863 amino acids)
Biological process (GO): non-motile cilium assembly; intraciliary transport; kidney development
Cellular component (GO): ciliary basal body; non-motile cilium; ciliary base
Molecular function (GO): kinesin binding
Source: RefSeq, a predicted model, not a curated record
GAAUUCAUCAAUCGGCAACAAACAGCAAUUAGCCUCACCUGCGUCAAACGCUUUACUCUUUAAUCAGUGACUCUGUAAUUACACUGAAAAAACAGAAAUGGAGAAUGUACACCUGGCUGUAGAGGAUGAUGAUCUUUAUUCGGGGUACAACGACUAUAAUCCAACAUUUGACUCCGAGGAGUUAGAGAAUGAUGUGGGCUUCCAGCAAGCCGUGAGGACCAGUCAUGGCAGACGACCCCCAAUGACUGCAAAAUUUCCUGGCACUGCCAUUGGGGCCCGGCCUUUAGUGUCCUCCUUUGGAUCUCGAAUCCCCAUGGCCUCCUCAAUGGGCAGACCCAUGACUGGUGCAGUACAGGAUGGAGCAGCUCGACCAAUGACUGCAGUCAGAGCAGCAGGUUACACCUCCUCUUUAACCCGAGGUUCCACCUUUGACCCUCUGGGACAGUCCAGAGGCCCUGCACCUCCACUUGAAGCAAAAAAUGAAGACGCGGCUGAGGAAAAGAUCAAGAUUCUGGAGAAGAAAGUGAAUGACCUGAUAGAAGAGAGCUGCAUGGCACAGAGCAUGGGGUCCUUACAGCUGGCUCUUGAAAAAGCCAAAGAGGCAGGUAGAAAAGAGAGAGCUCUGGUGAGACAAAGGGAACAGUCUGGAAAUGGAGACCACAUCAAUUUAGACCUCACAUACUCGGUUCUGCUCAAUCUUGCAAACCAGUAUGCGAACAAUGAAAUGUACACAGAGGCUCUGAACAGCUACCAAGUUAUUGUGAAGAACAAGAUGUUCAACAAUGCAGGUCGCUUGAAAGUCAACAUGGCCAACAUCUACUUCAAGCAGAAGAACUACCCCAAAGCCAUUAAGUUCUACCGAAUGGCACUAGAUCAAAUUUCCAAUGCUCACAAGGAAAUGAGGAUAAAGAUAAUGCAGAAUAUCGGUGUGGUGUUUGUCCGCAUGGGCCAGUACACUGACGCUAUUACAUCUUUUGAGCACAUCAUGAGUGAGAGCCCCAACAUCAAGACAGGUUUCAACCUCAUCCUGUGUUACUACGCAAUUGGUGAUAGAGAUAGGAUGAAGAAGGCCUUUCAGAAGCUGAUCUCGGUUCCUCUGGGCAUUGACGACGAGGACAAGUACAUCCCUUCAAAUGAUGACGCCACCUCAAAUAUGGUCAUUGAAGCCAUUAAGAACGACAAACUUCACCAGAUGGAGAGAGAUCUAAAAGUCCUGGCUGAGAAGUACAUCAUGACUGCAGCCAAGCUCAUCGCUCCGGUCAUUGAGUCUUCUUUUGCGACUGGAUUUGACUGUUGUGUUGACAUGGUGAAGAGUUCACAGUAUGUUGAACUUGCCAAUGAUCUAGAGAUAAACAAAGCCAUCACCUACCUCAGACAAAAGGACUUCAAUCAAGUUGAGGCAGUAGAAACACUGAAGACAUUUGAGAAGAAGGACAGCAGAGUAAAAAGUGCUGCAGCCACAAACCUGUCUUUCCUCUACUUCUUGGAGAAGGACUAUGACCAGGCUGACCGCUAUGCUGACCUCGCCAUGAAUGCUGAUCGCUACAACCCAGCAGCACUCAUCAACAAGGGCAACACAGUGUUUGUCAAACAAGACUAUGAGAAGGCUGCAGAGUUUUACAAAGAGGCACUAAGGAAUGACUCCUCCUGCACAGAGGCCCUUUACAACCUGGGUCUGACCUAUAAGAGACUGCACCGUUUGGAGGAGGCUCUGGACUGCUUCCUGAAGCUUCAUGCCAUACUGAGGAACAGUGCCCAAGUCAUGUACCAGCUAGGACACCUUUAUGAGCUUCUGGAGGAUCCACAGCAGGCCAUUGAGUGGCUGAUGCAGGUCAUCAGUGUAACACCCACCGACCCCCAGGCUUUAGCCAAACUGGGAGAGCUACAUGAUGGCGAGGGGGACAAGUCUCAGGCUUUCCAGUACUACUACGAUUCAUUCAGGUACUUUCCAUCCAACAUAGAUGUGAUUGAGUGGCUCGGGGCUUAUUACAUCGAGACGCAGUUCUGUGAGAAGGCCAUUCAGUACUUUGAGAGAGCCACACUCAUACAGCCGACCCAGGUGAAAUGGCAGCUAAUGGUAGCAAGCUGUUACAGAAGAAGUGGAAAUUACCAGAAAGCUCUGGAAACGUAUAAAGAUAUCCACCGCAAGUUUCCAGAAAAUGUGGAAUGUUUGCGUUUCCUGGUGAGGUUGUGUACAGACAUGGGCCUGAAGGAAGUCCAAGAAUAUGCCACGAUGCUGAAGAAAGUAGAGAAGCUGAAGGAGAUACGAGAACAGAGGGUGAAAUCUGGACGUGAGGGCAGCGCCAGAAGUCGGAGAGAAGGCAGCGCAGGAAGUAGUGCAAGCAUCUCAACAUCUGCCCCCACCUCUUCUAAAAAGACCAGCACUAUGGAGGUGGAUGUCAAAGCAGUAUCACAGUCUGAGACCAAACAACUGAGUCCUCACUUGGAUUCAGGGAGAGAGAGUGGCCACAGCAGCAACAGCAUGAAAGGAGAAAGACUAAGCGCAAAGAUGCGGUCACUUCCUGGGUCCAAUGAACCAUAUGAAGCCAGCAAUCCUAAAGAACUUGACGCCUCAUAUGUGGAUCCGUUGGGGCCUCAGAUGGAGAGACCCAAGACAGGGGCCAAGAAACGAGUGGAUGAUGACGACUUUGCAGACGAAGAGUUGGGAGACGACCUGCUGCCGGAGUAGCUGCUCCUACAGGAACAUGCUCUGUCAUCACCUUUAAAAGGCACAAACACAAAGCUUCACCACACAACCAAAACACUAAAAAAACAGGUGUUUUUCCAGAUAAACACUUUAUUUAUACUGCAGAGACUUGUUUAUCUCAGUUGUCGAGUGGUGAGAUACGUUUUCCUCCAUCACAUUGGUCGGGUUUGCUUCACCGCUGAGUCAGAGAAAAUAUAGAUGUUUAUGAGUAUCUAUGAAUAGAUAACCACAUUCAGCGAAGGAAUGCACUAUAUAAUACAUAUAACUAUGUGUGUGUGUGCGUACAGGUGUGUGUGGACUGAAUGUGAAUCUGUGGCUAAGACAACUGGCUCCAGUAUGGUUUGUGUUGUUACUUGUACUUUUUACAAAAUAAUAGAUAUUAAAGUUUAUUAAUAUUUUACACACUG